AAAGGAAUUAUCAUUAUUAAAUUAACGCAGUUACCCGACUUCCACCGUCCUCGUUGAGAGCCCGCUGUAUUAGAAUACGUGUAUUGACAGUGUGUGUGCGCUAGUUGAUUUUUUGUCUAUUCUCGACGCACGUUCGCAAUAUGAAAAUGUUGCUGGUACUUUCCCUGCUUUUGGCGAUCAAAAGCGUGGAAAUGCACUCCUAUCAUCUCGGAGCUUGUCCGAACAUCGAACCGCAGCAAGAUUUCAACAUGAGAGCGAUUCUUGGGAUUUGGUACGUAAUCGAGAAAACUAGCACCGCUAGUUCGUGUAUCGUGUAUAACAUCACCGCAACGGACGAACCUGGGGAAUAUAAGGUUGAAGAAAUCAGCCAGCACUUCCUGUUGGCUUUAACGCCUCUCAAACACGGUUACCACUACACAGGUACCCUCAAAGUGCCGGACGGCGCGGUACCCGCCAAAAUGACCGUCAAAUUUCCAUUGAGCGUCGCGGGUUCCUCGUCGUUCACCGUAUUCGCGACCGAUUAUAGCAACUAUCUCGGCAUAUUCACGUGUCAGAAACUAACGUUCGCGCAUCGUCAAUCCGCCACCAUACUUUCCCGAUCUAGAACGUUGGACAAAAUGUACCAGGACAAAAUCCGUAACAAGCUCGCCUCAGCCGGUAUCGAUCCGUUCGAACUAUCGAUAAUCAGUCAAAAGGACUGCCCCAGGAAUCUAACAGCAGGCUAUAACAUCGACAUCAACGACGAAACGAUCUCUGCCAAAGCGGCUGCUGGAGUCAUCCGGAAAGCGGGUGAAAAAAUAGGCGACGGUGUGGAAUAUAUCGCUGGCAAGACCAAAGACGUGUACCACAAGAUAUCGGAUAAAGCAGAGGAAGAGUCUCAUACCGUUAGGAACAAAAUUCAAGAGGCGAAAGACAGGAUCAACCCUGACGCGGAAUGGUUACCGUGAGUCAUCGUUUUAACGAGAAUAGUAGAAGAUAAGACUGCAAUAUUGACUACAAUACUGUUGUAUAUUUAGGUUAAAUAAAUACAUAAGCUUUUAAAAACCUAUUUCAAUG
Messenger RNA from Cylas formicarius (sweet potato weevil), 1056 nucleotides. Its product is annotated as apolipoprotein D-like. The transcript is spliced from 4 exons. Gene Ontology annotation, molecular function: pigment binding. The coding region runs from base 141 to 947 and encodes 268 amino acids. The record is from RefSeq and is a predicted model, not a curated record. Lineage: Eukaryota; Metazoa; Arthropoda; Insecta; Coleoptera; Brentidae.